AGUCGCUACACUUGAUCUCCCAGCAGUGGUAUUUGCACGGAAAGGGGCAAAAUUUGGGCAAGAUCCAGCCGUGUGCAAGGGACAGAUCCGAGGUGUCUGCUGCGCGGAUUACACUGGGAUACAUUAGGACGAGGGGUUCCCCCUGGGAUCGGAGCCUCGAAGCGCCUCUUUCUCCAUGUAGACAGCGCGGGGUGGGGCUGCUGAGCGCCAAAGCCGGCCGAUUCCGGCAGGAUCCAGCUUUUCCCGUUUUCCGCGGCGAGGGGCUUUUUGAAGGAGCCUGUCUCCACAUUCCUGAUUUGCUGGAUAUUGUGGAGGGCUCGUCCUGGGCUGGGCUGGGCUGCUGCUGCUGACGCGUGGCCGCGGCUGCUGCUGCACGUCCCUCUGACGUGUUGGAGCCAGACCUAGACCCAGCAGAGACCCGGGCUCCAGCUCGCUGCUGCUGCUGCGCCGGUUUGCCAAGAUGUGAAUCCUGGUAGCCUUGGGUUGAAGUGUGUACUUGAAAGAUGUUGCAGUGAUAGAUGUGUGCAUGUACUUCAUCGCAACUUAGACAGCAAAGAUAAACCAGGUCUGGCCAUCUUGUUUUACAGCAUAAUCAACCAUGACGACAGAAUCGGGAUCAGACUCUGAAUCCAAGGAUCAAGAUCAAGACCAGCAAGAAGCCCCUGCCCAGCAAGGGACACCUGGGGCACAACCUCAAGCCCAGCAGCAGCAGCAGCUCAGUGAGGAGCAUCAGAACGCGCUAGACCAGUUCUCUGCUGUGGCAGCACAUAGUACGCCUGUGAAGAAAGAGCAGGUCACUGACCGAGAACGGGAGUUUGCUGCUGCUGCUGCAAAACAGCUGGAAUACCAGCAGUUUGAAGACGACAAGCUCUCUCAAAAAUCCUCAUCUAGCAAACUCUCCAGAUCUCCUCUAAAGAUUGUUAAAAAGCCGAAAAACAUGCAGUGCAAAGUGACGCUCCUGGACGGCUCUGAAUAUGGAUGUGAAGUGGAGAAACGUUCCAGAGGUCAAAUAUUGUUUGACAAAGUAUGUGAACAUCUAAAUCUUUUGGAAAAGGACUACUUUGGGCUAACAUACAGAGACAUGGAAAACCAAAAGAACUGGUUGGACCCUGCAAAGGAAAUCAAAAAGCAGAUCCGAAGUGGUGCUUGGCAGUUCUCCUUUAAUGUGAAAUUUUACCCUCCCGAUCCUUCCCAGCUGUCUGAAGAUAUUACCAGGUACUACCUCUGCUUGCAGCUGAGAGAUGACAUAGUGUCUGGAAGGCUGCCUUGUUCUUUUGUUACUCUUGCUCUUUUGGGGUCCUAUACCGUUCAGUCAGAACUUGGAGAUUAUGAUCCUGAUGAAUAUGGAAGUGAUUAUGUCAGUGAAUUCCGGUUUGCACCAAAUCAUACUAAAGAACUGGAAGACAAAGUAAUCGAGCUGCACAAGAGCCACAGGGGAAUGACACCUGCAGAGGCUGAGAUGCAUUUCUUGGAGAAUGCCAAAAAACUAUCCAUGUAUGGAGUGGAUCUACAUCAUGCCAAGGAUUCUGAAGGAGUUGAAAUCAUGUUAGGGGUUUGUGCCAGUGGUCUCUUAAUAUAUCGAGACAGACUCAGGAUAAAUAGAUUUGCCUGGCCAAAGGUUCUGAAAAUUUCAUACAAGAGGAACAAUUUCUACAUCAAAAUCCGACCAGGAGAGUUUGAACAGUUUGAAAGCACUAUUGGGUUUAAGUUGCCAAAUCAUCGUGCUGCAAAGCGUUUAUGGAAAGUAUGUGUUGAACACCACACAUUUUUCAGGCUAUUGUUACCGGAGGCACCGCCAAAGAAAUUCCUUACACUGGGUUCCAAAUUCCGCUACAGUGGAAGAACACAAGCCCAAACCAGACGAGCCAGUGCACUAAUAGACCGUCCUGCACCUUACUUUGAGCGUUCUUCCAGCAAACGUUAUACUAUGUCUCGCAGUUUAGAUGGGGCAUCAGUGAAUGAAAACCAUGAAAUGUACAUGAAGGAUUCUAUGUCUGCUGCAGAGGUUGGUACUGGCCAGUACGCCACAACAAAGGGCAUCUCUCAAACCAACUUGAUAACCACUGUGACUCCAGAGAAAAAAGCAGAGGAAGAAAGAGAUGAGGAAGAGGGCAAAAAAAAAGGAGAGGAAAUCACUCCAGUCUCUGCAAUACGCCAUGACACAAAGUCAUCUUUGCUUGGCACUGAUUCAUUUCAUUCCUCAUCAACCUCACAGUCUGGUCCCCCUGUAUCUUCAACAAAGCUUCGUAGGAGAUGUAAGGAGAAUGCUCAAAACCCAUUAAGUUGUGAGUCAUCUAAAGACAUUAUGCAAAUGCACGGUGAGUCUGACUUGGACUCUGAUAGAAAAGGAAGAGUUUGCUCUGCUGAACAAGACAUGGCUUUUAGUUAUAAGCAAAAAGCUGGUAACGGCGGAACACUGUUUUCCUUCUCCUUGCAACUUCCAGAGUCAUUUCCUGCUCUCCUGGAUGAUGACGGCUACCUUUCCUUCCCUAACCUCUCUGAAACCAACUUCCUGCCUGAAAGUGUGCAGCAUUACCUUCCCAUCCGAUCACCAUCCCUCGUGCCUUGUUUCCUUUUCAUCUUUUUCUUUCUGCUGUCUGCCUCAUUCUCAGUGCCAUAUGCUCUCACUCUCUCCUUUCCUCUGGCUAUGUGCCUCUGCUACCUGGAGCCCAAGGCGGCCUCCUUGAGUGCCUCACUUGACAAUGACCUGAGUGACAGUUCAGAGGAAGAGACUGACAGUGAACAGACGGAUACUGCAGCUGAUGGUGAAACUACUGCCACAGAGUCGGAUCAAGAGGAAGAUGGAGAUCUCAAGGCACAGAAUAGUCUGAUUAAGCGAAUAAAGGGUGAAAAUGUGUAUGUCAAACAUAGUAAUCUUAUGUUAGAGGAGCUAGAUAAAAAUCAAGAAGACCUGAUGAAACACCAGACCAAUAUAAGUGAACUGAAACGAACUUUCUUGGAAACCUCCACAGACACUACAGUGUCUAACGAAUGGGAGAAGAGGCUUUCGACAUCUCCAGUUCGGCUUGCUACAAGACAGGAGGAAGCUCCUAUGAUUGAACCACUUGUGCCUGAAGAGACCAAAGAAGAAAAAGAAAAAUCUGAAAAACUUAUAUUUUUGCAGAAGGGAAGUACUACAUUCCUGGAGUCGCAGCCAAGGGAGAUAGAGAAGAAGCUGCAGGAAGGAGAAUCUGCUGGCACUGUUGUUACUUCUCAUCAAAUCAUUUUCCAGAAAAGUGUUCCAUCAUCCUUAGAGGGCUCUGAGGAUUGGGUUAUUGUAGACAAAAUACCUACUGAGGUAGUUGAUGGUGAAUCGAAAAAAAUUGUGACAUACAAAGUAAUGACUGUGCGCAGUAAAACUGGUGACAUUCCACCUGAGAUAUUAAAAUCCAGUACCAUUGAAAUGCAAAGCUUUGAGGACUUGGAAUAUGAAAUACAAUCAAAAGAGGAGAAUAAACAGAAAAUGUACACCUUAGGAAAGUCCUAUGACGCUGUAUCCGGGAAAAUUGUAACCAUGACAAGUAAAGCUAAAGAGGGAGAGAAAACAGUGCAGUCAUCACUAGAAGCAUUUCAAAAAAUGGAGAGGGGAAUGCCAGAAUCUGUGAAAAUCAUUCCAGUAGUGGCUGAAUAUGAAAUUCUAGAGCCCAUCACAGACGAAAAAGCCAGGAGGGGAUCCGAUGUACAGAGUACAAAAAGAAAGCUGUCCGAAUCUUUGACACCUAUAAAGGAAGCAGAGUCUCAGUUGCAUAGUCCUGAAGAGGAAAGUUUGAAGAAAGCACAAAAGAUGGACCAGGAUUUUCAUGGUACACUGGGAAGUUUGCAGUUUGGCAGAGCUGAAAAGCACCUUGACAGUGAAGCUCUGAAAGCAGGGGCAUUUGGUCGGAAAGAUAAGAGCCUAUCUGAGUGGAGAUAUUCCAGAGAACAGCCAUUUACCAUUGCUACUGCUCACUAUGUUUCUGAGUCGUCUGCAUCAAGAGUAGUGACUAAACAGUCCUCCAGUGAAAAAACCUUGGAUGGUUCAGAUAUCUUCAGUUUAUUAGAGUCUGCGAGAAAACCAACUGAGUUCAUAGGAGAGGUUACUUCUACUUCACAUAGCAGGGCUCAGAGAACGGAAACAAAGACCGGCCAGGAGAUAAGUGUCAGCGAAAUGAAGGAAGAGAUUCGGCCAUAUCAGGAUGCAGUGAAGAAGGUUGUGCAGGAGACUGUAUUGGUCGAGGAGAGAUAUGUGACGAAUGUGCAUGCAAGUGGGGAUGCUGUUAAAUUGGCUGGAGAUCAGCUGGAUGCUAUGGCACAGGCAGGAUCUGCUGUUGCUUCUAGUAUGAAAGGAAAGGAGGGUUCAGCUGUGACUGAGGGGGCUACAGAGGAAAAAAGGGAGGAGGCUGAUAAAGCUGUAACCAAACGGGAAGAAAUUGCUGCUGCUUCUCAUCAGCAAGAGGAGGAGCAGAGUGCAACAGUCCACGUUUCUGAUACAUUGGAAAGAAAACCUCAUUUUGAGCAGUCACCAGUUGUGAAGACUGAAACCAUCAGCUUUGGCAGUGUUUCUCCAGCUGGGGAGAAGCUUGAAAUGUCUACCAAGGAAGUUCCCAUAGUUCAUACAGAAACAAAAACCAUUACAUAUGAAUCAUCACAGGCAGAUUCUGGUGCUGACUCAGAGCCAGGUGUGUUGAUGAGUGCACAAACCAUCACAUCUGAAACUACCAGUACUACAACUACUACACAUAUCACAAAAACUGUGAAAGGAGGCAUUUCAGAGACAAGAAUUGAAAAACGAAUAGUCAUCACAGGAGAUGCCGAUAUUGACCAUGAUCAGGCGCUGGCUCAGGCAAUUAAAGAGGCCAAAGAGCAGCACCCUGACAUGUCAGUGACCAAAGUAGUGGUACAUAAAGAGACAGAAAUCACACCAGAAGAUGGGGAGGAUUGACCCACAGGAAUAAUUUAGCUUGCAUACGAAUCCAGUCAUGCACACCCUUAGGAAUACCAGAGCCUAUAUGGAGUCUCAGUUCUAACCUGACUGACUUGUAUCUGUCCAUGGAAAAUUUCAGUACCGAAGAAUUGAUCUUAAACACUAAUAAAGACACUGGCAGAGAUAUUUUCCCGUAUAAAGCAAUCUGAAUCAGCAUCAGUAAAACAAUAUUGCAUGAAGCAACGAUAAAUUUACAGAAAAGCAGCAUUUUAAAUUUUCAUUAUAUCUAAGUUUUCCGCUAUACCUGCACGUUCAUAAACAAUAUAAACAGUGAUCUAAUGUAACACAUAAACAGUUCAUGCCUUUCACGUUUUAUUAAAUCUAAACAUAUUACAAUUUGUUAGGUGGCAAACCUUUUGUUUAUGGAUACUGUAAAUGAAGAUUACCCUAAACUGCUAGAAGCUGUAUAGGUACUGUGUAUAAUGUUUUAUCACACAUUAGAUGUGCCAAUAACACAGUUUAUUCAGGAAACAAUUUGAAUCUUGUAUUUGUUUUAUCUGGUUUUAUUACUGUUGCCUGAUAAAAAAUGAUGAAUCUCUAAUCUUAUCAAAAUAUUUAAAUUCUUACAAAAUGUGCUUUGCAUACCUGAUUUAAUACCUUGUGAGGUAGUAAAGAUUUCAGCACAUUUACUUGACUUCAAGAUUUUUUGUCAGCAUUGUUCAGCGUUAAAGUCAGAAAGUUUCCAGUCACCCUUCAGAAGUUCUAACCCUGUUAAUUAUAUGUAGUUAUUUUGGAGAAAAUCUGUAUUUUCCUUAGUUUAUAGUGUUACAAAAUUAUUAUUCUGAAAUAACCUUGAUGGUUUUUUAUUGACUUCCCUUUUGUUCUCAGAGAAAAAAACGUUUCAUUUCAGAAUCUGGUUAGCAGCAUUUACUAUCUAGUUCAGAGCCAAGCCUUAAACUGUACAGAACAUCCACUGAAAACUCAUUAGUAUUCCGUUAUAAUAUCCACUGAAGGGAUAUAGUCUCCAUUACACUCUCAGCUGCGUCACAAUACAUGGUGAAUGUAUGUUUCUGCAUAGUGAAAUAAAAGUGGUAAAUGCAUCCAAAAUUGUAUUGUUCUGUGUCUAAAAGAAUCCAGUGUUUUUUAUAUUCAAAACCCAAGUAAUAUCUGUAUGAUAUCAAAGGCUUUAUUCAUCUGCAUAGUAGAUGUGUCCUGUCUUACAAUGGACCACAGUACGCCGUGCAGACAACUGGAGUUUGCAGGGGAGCCUACGGGAUAAUAAUAUGAAAAUGUACUCCUUUGAGUAAAAUGAUGUUCGCAAAGGAAAAAGAACAUUAUGCUUCUUUUUUCUAUAGCGGUGUACUGUGUUUCAAUUACGUUAAAUGGAAAUUAUUUGUGUUUGGCUAACAAAAUUAUAAUGAAAAUGUAGCACUGGCUCAAGAUCUGUUUUCGUUUCUAUUUUUGCUCUGAAUCAUGGAUGAAUUAUCUAUUUAAGAGAAUCCUUACUUUUCUGUUUGCUGUUGCUUGCUCCUUGACCACACUUGGAUGGCAUUCCCUUGGGGAUUUAAGAUGGAUUUGUAGAGGCUUAAAUCAUCCUUCAAUCCAUAAACCCUGGUAGGAUGCAAGAAAUAAAUACAAGUGAACUUGUGUACAUGGGGCUCCCUCUCAUUGACUUCAGUGGAGGGCAGGAUUUGGCCCAUAGAUUUGUUACAAGUAUUUAUUUUCUUAAUUUAGAAAGAAAGAAAAGAGAAUAUAUCAAGAGAAUAAUUUGUAGUUAAUAAUUAAAAAGAAAUCGCCUGAGGCUUUGACUGCUCUACUGUCUCUCUAAAAUGAUGUUUUAAAUCAGCCAUUCUUCAUGUCUUUGUUGUUUAAGACCUCCCUUUAUGUAUCUCCCCUUCUAGCACAUCAGUCAUCUCUCACCUAUUACCUAAUGAAUAAUGCAAAGAUUGUGUUCUUAUGUUCAUAUUUUUGGAGUUCUCUUCCUGACCCUCUUCCUAAUAUAACAGAAUGUGUCUAUAAAUUCUGUUCCUUCCUAGAAUUGGAUUUCUUUCCUCCCCUCUCCCCCCCUCCCCCCACUUCAGCUACAGAGAGAAGAGGUAUCUACCCUGUUUCUCAGCAGACUACAUUCCAGGCUCUUGCUUCUGUAUUAAGAGUUUAAAAAUAGACUCUGAAGCCAUAUUGAUCUUCCCUCAGGUGGCCCUUACCUUGUCAGCUAAGAAACAGCAUUAUGUUACCUCAGAGAUGUGAGUGGCUACUAUACUGCCUUCUGUCCAGAGUUACCCUUAGCAUUAUAUUUUAGCAUGGCUUGAGGGAAAUGUACUAUAGUGAUUAUGUACAGUAUGUAUGCUGUCUGAAGAUACUGUAUCUUUGAGGUUAGUCUCCUUCAAAAGCUAGGGUAUGGCCUAAGCAUGUUACAGAGUAAGAGAAGAUUAGAGUGGAUCGGCGAUGACAUCUCAGUCAUUGUUAGCAGCAGACCUUUGUUUGGGGUAAUUCCUCGGAAUGGUCCUGGGAAUAAUAGUUUUGAUUUUUGUUAGUGACUGUUUCUUGGGUUGUCUGCCUAAUGCUGUGCCACAUGAAAUAAAGAACACUUUCCUGUUUCUACCAGA
Messenger RNA from Chrysemys picta bellii (western painted turtle), 7509 nucleotides. NCBI's taxonomy places the organism in Eukaryota, Metazoa, Chordata, Testudines, Emydidae. The record is from RefSeq and is a predicted model, not a curated record.